Molecule: messenger RNA, 1464 nt
Organism: Thermothelomyces thermophilus ATCC 42464
Lineage: Eukaryota; Fungi; Ascomycota; Sordariomycetes; Sordariales; Chaetomiaceae
Exons: 5
Coding region: 1-1464 (487 amino acids)
Source: RefSeq, a predicted model, not a curated record
AUGGCUCUGCGCUUCGGCCUCGUCGCCGCUUUUGCGGCCGUGCUUGUUUCUGCUCAAGCGCCCCCUGGCAACAGUUCUGCGUGCACCGCAAAAUCAUUUUCGAUUCCUAGUUGGCUCAUCGAAGAUGUCAAGUACGCCGACGGCGUCGUCUCGUUUGACGUCUCGAACCGGGCCAUCGACUUCUCGGAAAGCCUGAGCUGUGAGACGAAGGAGAAGGGCUCGAGCGCGUGCUCUGUCCAGGGGAAACGCUGGUCAAACAGCUCGCUGGAGGCAUCAGUCGAAACCAGCGACGACUCUACAACGUUCUACCUAAAGCAGUCAUGGGCCUGCAACGACCGGGGAAAGACUUUGACUUUCAAUGCUGCAGGGAACGUCUCAGCCGCCGUCGACUACACGUCACCGCUGCUCGUCAGAGGCUCCCUUACGUCCCCCCUUGCCAUUACCCCGGCCUACCCGGACGGGCCCAAGGGUCACGACUCGCCCGGCUGCACCUCCAAGUCCGAGAAUCCCUCCUGGACGCUGUCUGCGGUCCACUUCACCGACCAGCCCGGAGACGGAGAGGACACCCCCCCGUACCAGAACUUUAACCUACUGGUCACGAACGAGGCCAACGGGUACCAAGCCAGCUGCAUGCCCGGCGGCUCCUUCGGCGGCCAGCCUGACCUCUCCCGUCUCGUAUGCGCGGGCUACGAGUUCCAGCAAGGCACCGUCGGCCAGUACCCAAUCGUGACGGAGGCCAGCUUCGACCCGGAUACGGCCACCUUCACUCUCAACCAGACGUGGUACUGUGACGACACCGACGCAGCAAAGCCUCUCCAAAUCCCUGCCACUGGUACCAUCGAGCUGCUGCUCAAGUGCACAACCUCCGAGGGCCCCGACAACCAGACGAACCGCUACUGCACCACCGAGGAGGCCUCGGUCACGCUCGGGGGCUCCCUCGGCACCGUCACCACGCUGCGCCCCUAUGCCCUCGAGGACCCGGUCGUGCCGACCCGCGACGGCUGCACGCUGACCUCCAUCUUCAACCCGCGCUGGCAGUUCAGCCACUUCGCGACAACCGCGGCCGCCGCCGCCGCCGUCUCGUUCGAGAUCAUCCUCGCCGCCGAGGACAGGGGGUUCCAGUACCCCAUCCCCGUGUACCAGGGCGGAAAGAAGGAGGGGGAGGAGGAGGAAGGGUGGUACGAGUGCGACAUUGGCGCCGACGGCGGCAACGGCCUGCCGCUGUGGCCGUACCGCUGCAGCUUCCGGUACGACGCCGACGGCCAGGAGCUGGAGCUCAAGGCCGACUGGGCCUGUCAAGAUCUGGACCGGGAGCAUCCGGUCAAUUUUAGCGGCGUGACGAAGACGACCGUCAAUGCCACGCUGACGUGCAACACCGCCGCCAACGGCCGCUUGCGCUGUACCACGGAGGACCCAGGGUACACCUGGGUUGCUCCCAUCACGGAUGUGACGUGGGAAAAGUAG